Messenger RNA from Mus pahari (shrew mouse), 3539 nucleotides. RefSeq lists its product as uncharacterized. NCBI's taxonomy places the organism in Eukaryota, Metazoa, Chordata, Mammalia, Rodentia, Muridae. The transcript is spliced from 3 exons. The coding region runs from base 1 to 795 and encodes 264 amino acids. The record is from RefSeq and is a predicted model, not a curated record.
AUGGCGCGCCCGCCGGCCAUUAGCAUGCACCGGGCGCGCGGCGCGUCUGUGCCAAGCCGCCGCUGCAUUCGGAGCCCGGGCAGCGCCAGACGAGUGGCCCGCUCUGUCCCGGUGCCCUCCGGCCGCCCCCGGUGGCUUUCACGGUGGCCACGCUUGCGCCCUGGGCCGCUGGGUCCCGAGCCCGCCCGACGGCCAGGCUCUGAGCGUCCGGGCCCGCUGCGCCCGCCUGGCCGCUCCGGGAUGCACGUGAACUUGGAGAAAGUCACGGAGCACGCCGGCCGGGUCCUCCGCGGCAGGGCGUGGGCGCACGCGGGCCCGCACGCUCUCGUUGGCGUCCGGGACAAAGGUCUCCAGUGGCGCCAGCCGUGGACGCGUGACUCGAUCCUUCGGGUCACUCUUGCUUGGUGGGUCGUUGGAUGUAAGACUACAGAAGCCCGGAGAGCGGUGGGUCCGGGGUUUGGGGUUUCGCCAUGCGCUGGCCAGAGGCCGUUCCACCCUGCGAAGAGUUGCGGGAGCUGCUCCGCACUGCCCUGGGCUGUUCCUGCGCGCCCAGGAGCCCAACGCAAGUCACCCCGGACUUCAGCCAGCGGCCGCGGGCAUGCCAGCGCAGCGCUAGCGGCGGCCAAGACAUGGUCUGGCAGGGCGGUGGACGUGUGCGCAGCGGGCAUGAUCAAGGUUGGAGAGAACCUGGAUGCUUCUAAGGACCUCUCCCCCCCGCCCCAGGAAAGUAAGCACCUGCCAUGUGUAUCAGAAGACCCCCUACAGCCUCACACACAGGCACCGGCCUCUUCUUGACAACUUCCCCAGGUGACUCUUAGAACCCAACGGCCAUGUCCAGCUCAGGUCAGUGCAACAUUUUGGUUGUUUAUAGAACUCAGGGCCACCUACCCCAACCCUCCUGGAUACUGCUAUGGAUCCAUGUAGCCACGUGGCCCUGGAAGUCUGCAUAUGCUGGGUCUUGGCUAGGCAGUCUCAACUCCUGCCUGUCUCUUUAGGGGACUCUAGGAUGUCCAAGCAUAUCCAGGUGCACCCAGAAGGCUAAACAGGGCCCUCUCUCUCUGCCGCAGCCAUCAAGAAGGAGAUGGGGGAAGAUUGAGAUGGCCCCGGGACAUUUGUAUCAUGUGCAGUGUCACUCAGGGCUCAGUGGCAAAGGUCCUGCUUCCACCACUGUGGAUACCUUGUACUUAUGACAGGGGACCUGUGUACCUGGGAUUUCUUGUGCUCAGAGGUGGCAGCCAGCCUGGGCACUGUGCUCACACUUGUCCCUGUCCCUUGGAGGCAGACCCCAAGUAUAGCUUUGGACCUACCUAGAUGAAUCCAGGGAUUCGAUGUGGUCAUGGUCAAAGGCAGCCUCACCUGCCAGACUGCAGUCAGGGCUCCAUGCUGUCUCAUGCAAGCCAGAGCAACCUGCAUUCGGUCCUGGGACCCCUCUGUUACCCGUGCAUUGGUGUGUAUAGGCUGCCGCAUACCUGCACACGCUCCCUUGUUUUUGUGUCUGCACCUGGGGUCAGGCUGUUAGUACCUGAGAGUAGGGCAAACUUAGACAGCUAGGGAGGAGGCUCCAGGACUUGGCAGAUCUGACAGCACAGGAGAAGAGAGUAUGGGCAGAGGUGGAAGAGAGGCUGACAGAGCAUCUGGACACACCCUAAGAGUGUAGUUGUCCCAGGGAUCCCUAGAGACCUAGUAGCUCUGGUUCACAGAUGCUGGCCUUUCUUGGGUACCUACCCUAAACCACACCUGCAUGUGGUACCUCCAUCCUCAGCCAGAGGCAGCCAGCCUCCCGUUUAUAUAAUCCCUUCAGUGUCCCAUGGAUGCAGAUGGACCUCUAAAGUCCAGUGGUGCACCUUUUACAAGGGCUCAGGCUGGGAAUGUUCCCCUGGGUCUCUUGAGUCCUGGGUGCUAAUGUGUGUUGGAGGCUGGGCUCCAGGAGCAACGGUGGGAGUCCCAGAGGGGUCCUGGGUCAAGACAUACGAGGAAGAGUCUAGAAAAGAAAAGGAUGGCAAAGUAGUCAGUCCGGGCCCAUGACCCAGCCCCUACUUAGCACCAUGCACCCAAGAUGAAGCUGGAUGUAUGCAGUAGGUGCUUACUCGGUGCUAGUGUUAGUUUCAGGGAACCCCCCCCUUCCCCAUAAAUAAAAUCCUUCUUUCAAGGGGCUUCUGGGUAGAGAGAGUCAGUCCCAUCUCACCUGUGGCCUGAAGAUACUGGGCCAUGAGGACUUUGAGACACCGGCUUAGACUGGAGAGCCUUAGGGCUCUAGGGUUCAGAGGGCAAGAUUGGAAUUGCACCCCUUGAAUGUGCCAGACUGGAUCUGGGCCUGGGAGGGCUGAGCACAGGCAAGCCCUUGGCCUUGCAUCCUACCCAUGCUUCUGUAGCUGGCCAUGAAGCCCGCCAUGAUCAAUGUUUUCCCAGCAAGAAGCCAGCUGCAGGAGCCCAGCCCCGGCAAGUGAUAGCCACAUGGGUUUGCCUAGUUUCCGAGGAUGGCUGGUUUUCUGAAGGGACCUGCCUGUCUCAUAGGUUACCUCAUUAGAAAGAGAAAUGGAAGCUUGUGGGCAGUGGACUCGAAGCCCACUGGAAGUUAUAUACGGGGUUUCCAGAUUCCCAGGGUCUGGCACUCCCAGCCUAGAGCGCAGACGAGUGGACUCUCUGGACUGGGAAAGGACACAGAUUCAUCUGAUAGCCAGAAACUCUUAUAUGUUUUCAGACAAGGUAUCCAGCCUAGGCUGAUCUUGAACUCUAUGUAGUUGAGGGUGACUUUGAACUCUCGAUCUUCCUGCCUACCCAGUUUAUACAGUGCUGGGCACUGAACAUAGGGUUCAGUGCUUUCUAGGCAGGUACCCCACCAUCUGACCUAUGUAGCUCUAGAUCUUCUUAAAAUUUUUUGAAAGAUAUUUUAGAAAUUUAUGCGUAUCAGUGUUUUACCCUCACACAUGUAUGUAUGCCACGUCUGUGCCCACAGAGCCUAGGAGAGGGCAUUGGAUCUCUUGGAACUAGAGAUUGUUACAAACUUCCAUAGGGCUGCUGGGACUGGAACUAGGGUCCUCUGAAGCAAUGGCGAGUGUGUUUUUAACUGCUGAGCCAUUGCUCCUGCCCCAUGAUCUUUGUUUAGCCAUACUAAUACCUUGCAUUUAGUCAUUAGAGGAAAGUUCCAGUGGCUCUCCACAGUGUCAGGCUUCCUAGAGCCCUCUGAACAACGCUGUGAUUUCUCACAAUGCAACUGAGUCUUCCAUUCCUUCACCCCUAAAACAUGAAAACUCCCAUGCUGCUGUGUGGCUGGGAGUGGGGAUGGGGAGCAGAAUCAAACCACAGUCUCUCUGUGCCCUCCCCUUGAGCCAAGGAUCACGUCUGCCCGUUGUCACGGCGGCAAAGUGAAGCCUGGAGGGACUUACGGGUGCCCGGCACCUUCCAGGGACAGAGUGUUCACAUUUGCUGGGUCUCACGGUGAAGGCCUGUGACUUGAAAAUUUGAGGUCAGCACUAGGGAGGUAGAGGCAGGCAGAUCUCUGUAAGGCUAGACUGGCCUACAGAGGGAGUUCCAGGAAA